AUGUUUGGAAUUUAUCUUAGAUGUCUCACAGGUCGAAGUGUUGGUCUUGAUAAAGGAAGAUUAGAGGUCUAUGCUAUGGAGAAGAAAAGUUCUAAGCCUCCAAAGAAGAAACAAAAUAAAGAAGUUGUUGUUUCGAAGCCUGAGGAAAACCCAAUUAAACCAGAGUCUGUUGAUCCUACAAAGGAAGCGGUUCCUUCGAAGACAGGGGUGUUUAAACGGAUCAAGAAGAUAGCUCAUAAUUCAAGGAGUUCAUCUGAAAGGUCUCCUAGUUUUUCUCCUUCGAUGAUUCGUAAACCACAUGUUACACAAAAAAGUGUGGUGCUUCGUGAAGUUCCUAUUCCCGUUUCUCCAUUUGUAAAGAAAUGA
This is a messenger RNA of Lactuca saligna, 366 nucleotides long. The record is from the annotation of a GenBank genome assembly. Lineage: Eukaryota; Viridiplantae; Streptophyta; Magnoliopsida; Asterales; Asteraceae.